This is a messenger RNA of Nerophis lumbriciformis (worm pipefish), 5550 nucleotides long. NCBI's taxonomy places the organism in Eukaryota, Metazoa, Chordata, Actinopteri, Syngnathiformes, Syngnathidae. The record is from RefSeq and is a predicted model, not a curated record.
AUGGCCAGGCUCGCCGACUACUUUGUGGUGGUCGGUUACGACCUCGACAAGCGAGGUGGGUGUGAGGGUCAAGGUCGCAUUCUCCAGCGGUUUCCUGAGAAAGACUGGGAGGACAGCCCGUUCCCACAAGGCGUAGAGCUGUUCUGCCAGCCCAGCGGUUGGCAGCUAGUCCCCGAGCGGCAGCCCGCCUCCUUCUUCGUAGCAGUUUUGACUGACAUCAACUCUGAGCGACACUACUGUGCCUGCUUCACCUUCUGGGAGUGCCAGGAAAACCCGCAGUUGCAGAAGGCGCGGGCCGGUGAAGUGGAUGAAGUGGACGAGGAGCCGACUAUCAUCCGACCAGCUCAGGUCUUUGCCCCUAAGAGUCUGGUGCUGGUGUCUCGGUUGGACUACACUGAUGUUUUCAGGAACUGUCUAGCAUUGGUCUACACCGUCCAUGUUGAUGGCCUGACAGUCCCCUUGGAGACAGUCAUCGGAAAUCUGCUCACUUGCGUCAUCCCCAUCGCUGGAGGCUCCCAGCGGACCAUCACGUUAGGCGCUGGGGACCGGCAAGUUAUCCAGACUCCCAUCAAUGACUCCCUACCCGUCAGCGGCAGCAGUGUGGCACAGCUCUUCAGGCAGCUCGGAAUAGUCAACGUGCUGUACCUGUUCUGUGCCGCCCUGACCGAGCACAAGAUCCUGUUCCUAUCCAGCAGUUACCAACGACUAACAGAUGCCUGUCGGGGACUGCUGGCUAUCAUGUUUCCCCUCAAAUACAGCUUCACGUAUGUUCCCAUCUUGCCCGGAAAACUCCUGGAGGUUUUGAGCACUCCCACUCCUUUUAUAAUUGGCGUCAACUCAUUUUUUCGAUCCGAGACUCAAGAACUGUUGGAUGUCAUCAUCGCCGACCUGGACGGCGGCACCGUCACCAUCCCGGAGUGUGUUCACAUCUCCCUGCUGCCCGAGCCGCUUCUCCAGCAGACCCAAACUGCACUCUCCAUGGUUCUGGAUCCUGAGCUGGAAAUUGCCGAUCACGCCUUCCCACCCCAGUCCUCGCAACCGUCGGCGCCCAAGAUUCAGGAUAAGGAGAUCCGUGGCAUCUUCCUGUGGCUGUUUGCGCAGCUUUUCCAGGGUUAUCGUUGGUGUUUACAUAUCAUCCGCAUUCACCCCGAACCAGUUAUUCGUUUCCAUAAAGCGGCCUUUCUUGGACAACGAGCACUUACGGAAGACGACUUCCUCAUGAAGGUGUUGGACGGAAUGGCCUUUGCGGGAUUUGUGUCCGAGAGAGGUCCUCCUUACCGGGCAACAGAUUUGUUUGAUAAUCUUGUCGCCAAUGAAGUUGAGAGGAUACGGCAAGAGGAAUUCUCGCCGCACAAAGUCAUGAGUCACAUCAAGGAGUUGGCUGAGCAGCUUUUUAAAAAUGAGAACCCUUACCCGGCAGUGAGUAUGCAUAAAGUUCAGCGACCGUUGGAAAAUGGACAGAAAGCAACUCAGACUCAGACCCCCUUUCCUGGGCUGGAUGAAGUGACUGUGCAACUUUUCAUCGACCACGCCACCGCCAAGCUCAAGACUGCGCCGCCCGUGGUCAAAGCGGAGGUUAAAAGCAGGGUGCCAUCCGGGCCUCCGCUUGGAGACAUGGUGGACCGGAACAGUAACGUGAUGGCCAACAGCGCCCGGCGACUGGAGGUUGUCAGGAACUGCAUAACGUAUAUUUUUGAGAACAAGAUGCUGGAGGCUAAGAAGUUGAUGCCAGCUGUACUCCGAGCGUUAAAGGGUCGGGCAGCUCGGGUGUGUCUGACCCAGGAGCUCAAUCAGCAUGUUUUACAGAACCGGGCAGUACUGGAUGACCAGCAGUUUGACUACGUCGUUCGAAUGAUGAACUGCACAUUACAGGACUGCUCGCAUAUCGAUGAACAUGGCAUUGCAGCAGCCCUUCUCCCAUUGGUCACAGCCUUUUGCAGGAAAUUGGGAGCAGGCAUCACUCAGUUUGCAUACAGCUGCGUACAGGAGCACACGGUGUGGACCAACAUGCAGUUCUGGGAAGCCAUGUUCUACAGUGAUGUACAGAAUCACAUCAGGGCACUUUAUCUAGAGACGGAGGACGGAGAGCAUCACGAACACACAGAACAGCAUGACGCCGGCCAUCAAAUUGGCGCGUUGGAGCUGGCGUCGGAGCAAAGCCGCCUGUGGCCGACCUUUGGCAAAGACGUGCAGACGGAGCGCGUGCAGAAGGAGGAGAGCACCGUGUUCAGCCAGGCUAUCCACUACGCCAACCGGAUGAGCUACUUGCUGCUGCCGCUGGACACCAGCAAGAACCGCCUGCUCCGGAGCUCCGGCCUCGGAGACGUGGAGAGCGUCAGCAACAGCUAUGUAACCAACAGUAUUGCAGGGAGCAUGGCGGAGAGUUACGACACAGAGAGCGGCUUCGAGGAUGCCGAGAGCUCUGACGUGGCCAACUCUGUGGUUCGCUUCAUCAACCGCUUUGUGGACAAAGUGUGCAACGAGAGCGGCGUGACCAACGAGCAUCUGAAGGCCCUCCACACCAUGAUACCAGAUAUCGUUCAGAUGCACAUCGAGACGUUAGAUGCGGUCCACCGUGAGAGCAAACGACUGCCGCCCAUCCAAAAGCCCAAGCUGCUGAGACCGACCCUUUUGGCAGGCGAGGAGCUGGUGAUGGACGGCAUGCGCGUUUACCUCGUCCCGGACGGACGCGAGGAAGCCACGGGGACGAUGGGAGGCCAGCCACUACUGCCCGCGGAGGGAGCCAUUUUCCUCACGACCUACCGACUCAUCUUCAAGGGCACACCCACCGACCCACUAGUGGGCGAGCAGGUGGUGACUCGGUCCUUCCCAAUCGCGUCAUUGACCAAGGAGAAGAGGAUAUCUGUCAGUUUACCCAUGGAGCAGUUUGUUCAGGAUGGGCUACAAUUACGGUCUUGCACCUUUCAGCUGAUGAAAAUCGUGUUCGACGAAGAAGUGGCGGCAGACCUGGCGGAAGUUUUCAGAAAACACAUGCACAAACUACGCUACCCCCAGCACGUGCAGGGAACGUUCGCCUUCACCGUCGGUCAGAGCGGCAAGCUAAUAGUAGAGCACAAGGCUAAGGAUAAGAACCAGUCGCUCAAGACACUUUCCAAAAACUUGGUCAAGACUGCCAAGAGGACCAUCAACCGGCAAUACGUGACCAAGAAGAAAUACUCUCCGCCUACGUGGGAGAACAGGAGCAGCUUUCAGUCCGAGUUGGACGAGGAUGAAAUUUCAGUCUCUGAGGAGGUGGAUCAGAGCUCCCUUACGCUUUCCUCAACUAUCCGCUCUUCGGACAGACAAACAAUGAGCAACGUGGUUGAGCGAGCGUGCUGCCGAGAUUACCAGCGAAUGGGCUUGGGCACGCUUAGUAACAGCUUGACCCGCUCCAAGAACGAGCCUUUCCGAAUUUCCACGGUCAACCGCAUGUACACGGUGUGCAGGAGCUAUCCGGGCCUGCUCAUUGUGCCGCAAAGCAUCCCGGAUUCAACCAUCCAGAGAAUUUGCCGCUGCUACCGGCAGAACCGCUUUCCUGUGGUUUGCUGGCGGAAUUCGCGAACUAAGGCUGUCCUUUUGCGAUCGGCCGGCCUCCACGCAAAAGGGGUAGUGGGCUUUUUUAAGUCUCCCAACGCCCCGACUUCAGUGCCCUCCCAGGCGGACUCCACCAGUCUGGAGCAGGAGAAAUACCUGCAAGCCAUUAUCAGCUCUAUGCCGUCUUACAACGAGAGCAGUGGCAGGAACACGCUCAGCGGCUUCACCUCCACGCACAUGAGCGCUUCAGGAAAAUGGGGGAGUAUCCGAGGCAGCGGGCGUCUAAGCGCCUAUAAUCCGGAUGUGGGGACGCGUCUGGCGGGGAAAGAGUCGCCACAGCCCAACGGUGGGCCCAGCGAGGCGCUGUUUCUACGUCAGCACAGGGCCUACCUCUAUAUCAUUGGGGACAAAGCCCAGCUCAAGGGCGGGAAGCAGGACUCAUUCCAGCAAUGGGAGGUAGUGCCCAUUGAGGUAUGCGACGUGCGGCAAGUGAAAAACAGCUUCAAGAAGCUGAUGAAGGCCUGUGUGCCCAGCUCCACGGUCUCGGACAGUUCCAACUUCUUGCGCUACCUGGAAGAGUCUGAAUGGAUGGCGCUGCUGCACAGGGUGCUGCAGGUAUCAGUACUUGUGGUGGAGCUGCUGGACACGGGAUCAUCCGUCAUGGUCAGCUUGGAGGACGGCUGGGAUGUCACCACCCAGGUGGUGUCCUUGGUGCAGCUACUGUCCGACCCUUACUACCGGACAUUCGAUGGCUUCCGGCUGCUGGUGGAGAAGGAGUGGCUGUCGUUCGGACACAGGUUUAGCCACCGUGGCGCGCAGACGCUAAGCAGCCAGAGCAGCGGGUUCACACCUGUCUUUCUGCAGUUCCUCGACUGUGUGCAUCAAAUCCACCUGCAGUUCCCCAUGGAGUUUGAGUUCAGCCAGUACUACCUGAAGUUCUUAGCCUAUCACUACGUGUCCCAUCGCUUCCGCACCUUCCUUCUGGACUCGGACUACGAGCGUAUUGAACUGGGAGUUCUUUAUGAGGAGAAAGGCGAGAGGAGAAGUCCUCAAGUGUGCAAGUCUGUGUGGGACUACAUUGACCGACUCAACAAGAAAACGCCGGUUUUCUUCAACUAUAUGUUCGCGCCAGAGGAUGACGAGGUGCUCCGGCCGUACACCUUCAUCUCCAAUUUAAAAGUGUGGGACUAUUACACGGAGGAGACGCUCUCAGAAGGGCCGUCGUACGACUGGGAGCUGCGGGGUCGUCCGGAGCGGGCGGCGUCGGACGAGGCGACGGACAAGCCCGACAGCAGCGCGCCAAAGUCGCGGCGACGCUCCGUGUGGCCGUGCUACGACAGCCUGAGCAAGAUGGUGCCCGACGCAAUCACCAAGCUGCUGCAGGACAUGCAGGCGCUGGAGGGUGAGCUCGGUCAGGCGUCGGAGAAGUGGAAGGACACUUGGGAUAAAAUUAAGGCCAAUCAGAGGAAUGAGACGAAACUGGAGAGCAAGUCGUCAUUCUCCAGCUCGCUCCUCAUGUCCUCCAACCUGAGCCACCAGCGGCGUUCGCAAGGCGUCUACCUACAGGAGAGCAGUGUGGGUUCCUCGAUCAACUUAGCCCUGGACUGCGAGGCCAGCGCCACCUCCACACCGGUGGCGGGCCGGCCGAGCACCAGUACGCUUUACAGCCAAUUCCAGAGCACCGAGAGCGAGAACAGAAGCUUCGAAGGCAUUUUAUUCAAAAAAGGCGCUUUGCUGAAACCGUGGAAACCGCGAUGGUUUGUGCUAGACAAGACAAAACAUCAGCUGCGAUACUACGAAAGCAGGCAGGACAAAGAGUGCAAAGGUGUCAUCGAACUAGCCGACGUGGAGUCGGUCCUUCUUGGGACGCCUGCCAUGGGAGCGCCCAAAAACAUUGAGGAGAAAGCCUUCUUCGAUCUCAAGACCACUAAACGAGUGUACAACUUCUGCGCCCAAGACAGCCUCAAUGCUCAGCUAUGGAUGGACAGUGUUCAAAGCUGCCUAUCAGACGCCUAG